Molecule: messenger RNA, 2880 nt
Organism: Ipomoea nil (Japanese morning glory)
Lineage: Eukaryota; Viridiplantae; Streptophyta; Magnoliopsida; Solanales; Convolvulaceae
Product: pentatricopeptide repeat-containing protein At3g03580-like
Exons: 2
Coding region: 143-2146 (667 amino acids)
Biological process (GO): RNA modification
Molecular function (GO): protein binding; RNA binding
Source: RefSeq, a predicted model, not a curated record
GUGUUAGUGUGUUACCAUUUGAAAUUGAAGGUCUCAGAUUACUAUAUAUAGGUUAAAUUGGAGUACUACUCAAAGAAAAAUACUUAUGACGGAAUUUGACUGAAUUUUUCCUCCAAGUCAAAAGCUUGACUACAUUAGCUGAAUGAUCCUCAUGUUCUCUCUUUCAGCAGCAAAGUAUUGUCCUUUGUUCUUCCAGAAAAUGACUACACAUAAACUCUUUGCAAGAGGAAUCAUGUUUUUCUACGCUUCAUCUCCAUGUCGACAGUAUGGUACGGGAGUUGAUAUUUACAGGUCUUCCAAGCAGUUGAGUGAGUACAUGAAAAUGGGAAGAAUUCGCAACGCACAGAAGCUGUUUGACGAAAUUAUUGAGAAGAACGUUGUGGCAUGGUCAAUCAUGGUCCACGGGUACUCGAAGAACGGUUUUUAUGAAAAAGCGUUAGAAUGUUUUACUGCAAUGCGAAAUUCCGGUUUAGUACCCAAUUCUUUUACCUUUGUGGGGGUUCUUGUAGGUAUCUCUGGGUUGGAGGACAUGGCACUUGCCCGAGUCGUUCAUGGGCUGAUAGUGAAGACUGGGUGGGAGUUCAAUUCAGUUGUGGCUACUGCGCUACUUGAUACUUAUUCAAGGUGUCGGUUCAUAGGUGAUUCUUACAAGGUUUUUGAUACUAUAAGAUUGGAAAGUGUGGUUCCAUGGAAUGCAAUGAUGAGUGGAUUUGUGUAUAAUGAGCUUUUUACAGAGGCAUUUUUUCUGUUUAAUCGAUUCCGGGAGUCUGGUUUUGCCCCUAAUGCUGUGACAGUAAUGAUCCUUACCCAAGGCUGUGUUGCCAUGAAAUCUAUGCAUCUUUGUGAAUCAGUUCAUAGUCUUUGUAUUAAAUUUGGUAUUGUUCAUGAUACAGAGGUUAGCAAUGCACUUCUUUCCAUGUAUUCAACUUUGGCAGACUUACAUGUGGCUGCAGAAGUGUUCAAUGCAAUGGAAGAUAAAGAUGUUAUUAGCUGGUCAACAAUGAUGAGCUUAUUGGUCCGACAUGAAUAUCCCUCUGAUGCUAUAAAGCUUUUCUUUGAAAUGAAAGAUUUUGAGGCCAGUUAUGACACCGGUGUCCUAGUGAAUCUCAUUUCAGCUUGUGGGCUUCUGGGAAAUUUAAAAAUGGGCAAAUCUGUUCAUGCUCAGACUAUCAUUAAUGGUUUUGAAUCGAACAUUCAUCUGGCUAAUGCCAUAAUCACAAUGUAUGCAAGAUGUGCGGAUUUAGAUUCCUCUACAACUUUGUUUGACCAAUCAACUAAGAAGAAUGUGGUUUCAUGGACAUCUAUGAUUUCAGGGUUUCUGCUUAACAGGAGGCCUAGGGAAGCACUUGAUAUCUUCAUUGGUGCAAGAAAGGAAGAAGGUUUCUCUGCUGAUCCGAUAAUUUUGGUAAAUACACUAACUGCAGCAGGUGAACUAGGUGUAUUGGACCUUUGCAUGCAGCUCCAUUGUUAUGCUUUUGUAGCUGGAUUUAUAAAUUAUUAUAGAUGUGUGCCAAAUUGCCUCAUAUCAGUUUAUUCAAAGUGUGGGAAUGUGGAACUUGCACAUAGUGUUUUUAUGUAUAUGAGCUGGCUGCGCGAUGUUAUUUCUUGGAAUACUCUUAUUUAUGGGUAUGGGAUUAAUGGCCAGGGAGAGACUGCUCUAUCUCUAUAUAACGAGUUUAGGAAGUGUGGAGGAAUACCUGAUGCCGCUACGUACCUGUGUGUUUUGAGUGCUUGCAGUCGUGCAGAAAUGAUAAAUGAAGGUUUGAUGAUUUUCAGUAAGAUGCUGGAAGAAGAUAACAUAAGAGUUUCUGAAGAGCACUAUGGAUGUGUUGUUGAUUUGCUGGCUCGGGCAGGUUACUUGUCUGAUGCCAGUGAAUUAAUGGACGGUAGAGAUCAAAAUGCUUGGAAGGCUUUACUGAAUGGCUGUGUGCUUCAUGGUGAUAUGAAAUUGGCAGAGGUUGCUGUAAGAAGGUUGCAUGAACAGGCCGAGGCAGACCCUGAGCAGGCUGUGCUUCUGUCAAAUCUUUAUGCAUUAGUUGGGAGGUUUCAGGAUGCUGAAGCCUUGAGGUUGAACAUGGUGGGGAAGAAAUCGAUGAAAGAUCCAGGGUUAAGCUUUCUCAGUGGUAAUCUAUAUAAUGGUGGUUGACAAUUUGACAUCCAUGUUACCGAUCAACUAGUACAACAGCUGUGAUCUAACGUUGUAAACGUGGAUGCUGUAUAAAAAGGGUGUUGUUGAAGCGUGCAGACAUGAACCUCAGCAGAGGAUGCUCGAGAGGAACAAAUCUGCAAUCAACUAUGUCACAUUGCCAUAGUUUCAGCAUGAGGGUGUCGGAUAUCCUAAUAGCGAACUGGAAAUUCCUUUGGGCUAUUAACAUAAUCAUUUUUAAGAUGCUACAAUGGCUUGGCACAUUCUCCAAUCUGCAGACCAACUUAUUCCCAAACCUCACUCUUCUCCUUGUUUCAGCAACCUCUACCUUCUUGCUGGUGUUUCUUGGGCUUAUGUUUGACAUAAUGGCAAAACUCAGGCGCCGUCCUUCAAACGUCGUUGGCCGGAAGAUAUGUAAAGGUGGCAUUUGCUGGCAUGAUUGUUCCCAUGUCUGCAUUGUGUAUGACUACUAGAGGUAAUAAUGGUGAAAAUCAAGAUUAAAAUUUUUAUUGGCUACAAUGAGAGAAUAAGAGAAGAAAGAACAAGUUGGAGGGUUGUGAUUAUUCCGGUGCCAAUUGGGGUGCUGGUUGAAUUAGUCUCAUGGAUAUAAGGAUAUUUGAUUACUCAGUUCAACAUUGCAAACAAUUGUCUGUUUGCAAUUUACUAUACAACUUGAAAACUUUUUCUGUAAUCAUGUCUUUUGUCAUGUAUUGAAUUUUAUAAUAGUUAUGUAA